Messenger RNA from Gigantopelta aegis, 837 nucleotides. RefSeq names its product spidroin-2-like. The transcript has 2 exons. The record is from RefSeq and is a predicted model, not a curated record. The coding region runs from base 1 to 837 and encodes 278 amino acids. Lineage: Eukaryota; Metazoa; Mollusca; Gastropoda; Neomphalida; Peltospiridae.
AUGGUCCCGGCAGUGGCCCCGCCAUGGCUAGGUCCUACAAGCAUAGUGGGCAAGACUGUCCCGUUCAGGUUUUUCCCGCUUAUUGCUGCUUCCACAAGCCAUGUCCUCCUAUUACGGGCCACAGCUCAGGGGCCUGCUAUGGCUGUGUCCACACUCAUUGGAUUAAGACUGGUCCCAUACUGCCCCGCAGGUCCAGGGCGGGGCCCACAGUCCGGGGGAGUACGGGCCCGGACAGGGGCCCCCAGGGGACAACCGGGGGAAGAGGGGGGCCGGCAGGGGGAACCAGGGCGGGGCCACACAAGCUGGGGUGAAGACGGGCCCGGCAGGGGCCAGCAAUGCGGGGUCCACAAGCCGGGGAAAACUGUAAGACGGCCCCACGUCAGGGCCCCUCCAUUGCGGUUGGUAUACAAGCCUUGGUGGAAAAAGACGGGCCCCGGCAGGCCCGACAGGGCGGGGGCGGACAAGCCGGGGGGAAUCGGGCCCGCAUGCAGCCCCCCUCCAGGGGGAGGGGCCACAAGCCGGGGGGAAGACGGGCCCGGCAGUGUCCCGCCAGUGCGGGGGGCCAAGCCGGGGGGGAGAAUAGUUAGCCGGCAGGGGCCCGUCCAGUGCGGGGGGCCACAAGCCGGGGGAAGCGGGGCCCGGGCAGUGUCCAUCCAGGCGGGGCCCCAGCCGGCAUUAGACUGGCCAGGCAGGGGGGCCCUCCAAAGUGCUGGGCCCAAGCCGGGGGUAAUACGGGGCCCGGCAGGGGCCCAGCAGUUCGCGGGGCCCACAUCCGGCCUGUUAAAGACGGUCCCGGCAGUGGCCCUCCCAGGGCUAAAGGCCACAAGCCUAUUGUGA